Messenger RNA from Schistosoma curassoni, 1607 nucleotides. The record is from the annotation of a GenBank genome assembly. NCBI's taxonomy places the organism in Eukaryota, Metazoa, Platyhelminthes, Trematoda, Strigeidida, Schistosomatidae.
AUGAACAUAUACACAUUUCUGUACAUCUUAGUUUGUUUAUUCAAUACGAACAUUUCAACAGUGACAACGACAGUCGUAGAUAAUGACUCGUCAGGUUCUGCAUCUCGUUUACUGGUUCUUCUAAUUGAUGGACUAAGAUGGGAUGUAAUAGCUGGUCAUUUAGAAAUUAAUACUAAUGAAUUCGGAUUCAAACGACUACAAAAAAAUGGUGCAUAUUUGCAACGUUUCACUCCUGUAUUUCCUGCAGAAUGUUAUCCGAAUAUUUACUCACUAUUCACAGGUCGUCACCCAAUUGAUCAUGGAGUUAUUCUGCCAACAACAUUUAGUGAACAUACAACGAUUAAUGGUAAACCUAUUCGUUCACAAGUUGAAGGUCUUUGGGAGACAGGAGUAAAACAAAAUAAAGGUGUUCAUCUUUAUCAUUUGCCUAUAUGUUCUACUGAAGUUGGCGGUGAAAAUAGUUGGUAUUGUGAACCGUAUAGUCAAGAAGUUAUGAAUCCUAUGAAUUUGAAUGCUACAAUACAAAAAGCUGUGGAUGGGUUAAAAAAUGGCAGUGCUCAUUUAGCAGUGGUAUACUACGAUGAAUUAGAUCGUAUCGGACAUAGAUAUGGUCCAUUAUCUAAUGAAUUAGUUCAUAAACAUUUAGUGUAUUUGGAUCAUGUUUUAGACCAUGCAUUGAACACCAUAGAAUCUAUACCAAAUUUAAAUUUAAUGCUAACUUCUGACCAUGGUAUGGCGACUGUCUCACAUCAAGCAUAUGCUGAUCGUUAUUUUAAAGGCUCAGAGUUGGAUAGAGUACUGAAUCGUGGAAGUACAUUGUGGAUCUGGCCUAAACCAGAAUUUGAAAACAAUGUUUAUAAUCGCUUACUAAUUCAACAGAGUAAAUCUCCUUUCACUGUAUACAAUUCAUCGACAAUCCCUUUACAUUGGGAAAUUACGACGAAUAAUAAUAAUUCAUUAUUUCCACCGAUAUUGUUAAUCGCUUCACCGGAUUAUAUAUUUCAUUCCAAUGCAUGGCCAUUAAAUAUGAGUCAUUACAAUUUGAUCGAUCCUAAAGGAAUGCAUGGUUAUGAUCCAGAACUACCUGACAUGCAUAUUCCAUUAUUUAUUUAUGGUCCAAAUUCUAAUCGUGGUGUUCAAUUAAAUUUUACCAAAGAAAUUCGUCCAAUUCAUAUACAUAGUUUAAUGGCUUAUUUAUCAUCGAUUAAUCUGCCAGAUUUCCGUUCACUCGAUUUAUUCAAACCAUUACUUUCACACAAUUAUAAUUAUGACAAUAAUCAGUUGUCACCUGUGUUGAAUAAUUUAUAUUGGUCAUCAUCAUUAUCAUUUUCUUCAUUAUUACAUGGAGAUCGUUUUAUGAUGACUUUUCUAAUCGGAGCAGCAGCGUUAACUUGUUUCUUUGUACUAAUUUGCACUUUCAUCGUAUUAGUCUGUAUUAGGUGUCGUAUUUCAUUGAUGACUACACGUGUAGUCGGUUGUCAAGAUGAACUAAACAAGGAAUUAGUCAAGUCUGAGGUACUUUCUGAAGCUUAACUUCUCGGUCAUACUGUGUUCUAUACUAAUGUGUACGUGUGUUCCUUGUCUUUUUUUCAACUAGUCUUUACCCC